Molecule: messenger RNA, 2647 nt
Organism: Aphis gossypii (cotton aphid)
Lineage: Eukaryota; Metazoa; Arthropoda; Insecta; Hemiptera; Aphididae
Gene: Pex6
Product: peroxisomal biogenesis factor 6
Exons: 11
Coding region: 151-2583 (810 amino acids)
Biological process (GO): protein import into peroxisome matrix
Cellular component (GO): cytosol; peroxisomal membrane
Molecular function (GO): ATP hydrolysis activity; ATP binding
Source: RefSeq, a predicted model, not a curated record
AUUCUUAUCAAUAAAUUAUAUUUUUCUCGUGAUAAUUUAAUAUUUUAGUAUGUGAGAAAUUAAUUACCAAAUUUUAUAUUUGUUUAGUUUUCCAAUUUUCUUUAGUCUUGCGUGUAAUAUCGUAACCCAUAAAAUUGCAACUAUAAAAAUAUGGCGAUUCAAAGGAAAUAUCUUCUCAAGUACAUUUCGUUCAUAAAUUAUGUAUUGAAAUCGUGUUUCAACAGAUCCAAAUCUCAAGUCAUACGGUCAAAAAUGCUUCACGAUCUCAGAGUCAACAUUCUUUUUGGAUCUGAAAUACAUUUUAAAUGUGUUCCUGAUAAUAUAUUGGAAAAGCUAGUAACGCAUCAUUAUGACAAUAUAACAAUUCUAAAACACAAUUUAGAAAUUCACAAUUGUAUAUUUGUCAGUCAGGAAACAUUAGACAAAUUAAAAUUGAAUAAUAUGCAAUGGGUACUAGCCAAUAUUAAGACUAAAGAUUCUUAUAGUUUACCUAUGUCACACUAUAACAGAAUAAUAGUGUUGACCUCUUAUAAAGGAUCUGAUUGCAUUCUAACUUCAACAAAUUUAUUUAAUCUAAGUAACUGCAAUCAUACUUGUCAAGCUUGUAUGUUGAGAAUUAUCAAACCAUUAAUAGACUUUGAACCAAAAAUAACACAAAAAGUAUCAAUAUCUGUGAUGAAACCCUUGGUAUUUAAUGCAGAAACACAAAUAUUACAGGAUAAAAUACUUUACAAUUAUUUUUCUCUUCCAAAAUGUGUAUCAAUAGGAGAUAUAUUAAAAUUAGAUUUAAGAAAGUCUUAUCCAGAAGCAGAAUAUUUAGUAGAAUCUAAUAGUAUAUCAAUUUUUUACAUUAAAAUUGUUGACCUGGAAGAAAAAAAUGUGCAAACAAAUGUAUACAAUUGCAAAAAUAAAUUUUAUAUAUCUAAUUUUCAUACUAAAUUAAAUGAAGUUCAAUAUUCAACUAACACAUAUUUACCCAUAGAAAAAGAAUUUGCAAUAAAUAACCUAAAAAUAUUAAAUAUAAAUAAUUUCAAUGAUUUUAUUUUGAACAUAUUUCCGGGUGGAAUGAAUGAUGAAGGGGAAUUAAUUGUGUCUAUGAUUAAACCAUUUAUUUAUCAGAGGUACACAGAUUUUGAAUCUUUGAAACCAGUUUUCUUAGUUUACGGAGUUAAUGGUUGUGGCAAAAAAUUAUUAAUUGAGUCAGUAUCAAAAUAUAUUGGAGUACAAUAUAUAUCUCAAUGUUGUUUUAACUGGCCUACAAACAAUAUUGUUCAAUUCAAAAAAAGAAUAGAAUACUUUUUUGAUGAUAUUAGAAAAAUGACACCUUGUUUAUUACACUUAGAAAAUAUUGAAGCUUUAAGCUUAUCUUCCACUAAAGAUUUAGAACAAGAAAUUUUAGAUAUAUUUAUUAGACAAAUAUAUGUAGAAACCAAGAAUCCUAUUAUAAUUAUUGCUACUACAAACUCAAAAGAAGAUCUAAGCCCUGUUUUCUUAAGACUAUUUUUACAAUGUCAACAAGUUGGAAAUUUAAGUAAAACAAACAGAGAACAGUUAUUAAAAUGGAUAUUAAAAAGAGAUUCUAUUGCAUUAGAUAACAAAAUAAUUAAACAAAUUGUAGACCAUACUUCUGGUUUCAAUUAUACAAAUUAUAUGACAAUGCUGCUAUUAGCUGUAAAGAAUCAUAUGGCUGUACAUAAUAUUAAAUCUACUGAUGUAACAUUAGAUGAAUCUGAUAUAAUGCUUUCAAUAGACAAAAUAAAUUUAAUAUUCACAAAAUCAAUUGGAGCGCCAUCAGUACAAGUUGUAAAGUGGGAUGAUGUUGGGGGCUUAAUAAAUGUGAAAGAAGAAAUUAUGUCUGCAUUGAAACCUUCAACAUUUAAUAUGAGGAGAUCAGGAAUAUUAUUAUAUGGUCCACCUGGAACUGGAAAAACAUUAUUAGCAAAAGCUGUGGCAACUGAAUGUAAAUACAACUUUUUAUCAAUUAAAGGUCCCGAAUUACUUAAUAUGUAUAUUGGACAAAGUGAAGCUAAUGUACGAGAAGUGUUUAACAAGGCUCGUUCAGCUGUACCAUGUAUUUUGUUUUUUGAUGAACUCGAUUCAUUAGCUCCAAAACGUGGUCAAAAUGGAGAUUCUGGAGGUGUUGGAGAUAGAGUUGUAUCACAAUUGCUAACUGAAAUGGAUGGAAUGACAUCAGAAAAUCAACAAAUAUUUGUAUUAGGUGCUACAAAUAGACCAGAUCUUAUUGAUUCAGCACUUUUACGUCCAGGAAGACUUGAUAAAAGUAUUUAUGUUGGUGGUUGUAAUGAUAAAGAAUCAAAACUUCAUGUAUUAAGAGCAUUAACAAAAAAAUUUAAUUUAUAUUCAAAUUUUCAUCUAGAAGAUUUAAUAGAGCAUCUUCCAGACCAAGUAACAGGGGCUGAAUUGUAUGGAAUGUGUCACAAUGCAUGGCUAAACAGUGCUAGAAGAGUUAUUCAAAAACGAAUGAUACUUAUUAAUGACAAACAAUGUGCAACUCAUGACAAUGUAAUGGUAACUAAAGAAGAUUUUAUGAACGCAAUGAGUGAAAGUUUUAUCCUAAAAUAACUGUCCACAUAACUAUAACUAAAUAUACAAAAUAAUAAAAUAAAUAAGACUGAUUUUAUUUUAA